AUGACGAAAAAACGCUCGCUCCCAUCAUGGAUGAUGAAACCGGAAGGGAACCAACAAACAUCAUCGUCCACGGCACAAAAUUCUGCACAGAUCAACUUGCAACCAUCGUCAAACAUGACUUCUCAAAGUAAUGCAAAUGAAAUUAAAUAUUAUAAAAACAACAAUAAUGAAAUUAGUAGUUCCGAUCAACCCAAUCCAACAAUGGAUAUCAAUUUUACUCUCAAUGAAACAAAUAGAGAUAAAUUUUCUCCUUUUGAAAUGCAAAAAAAGAGAAGUUUGGAACAAGCAGAAAUGAUUCAAGAUGGAGUGGAACCUCAAAUUAAGUUUUCAAAGCCAAAUCUUUCCAAAGAUCUCGUUAAAGAAUUUGUAAAUUUUUACACUUCAUGCCCUAGAGUCAUCGUCUUGGAUUGUGAAACAAGUGGUUUUUCAAAAUCUGAUCAAGUAAUUGAAUUGGCUGCAGUUGAAUUGAAGCAUGGCAUUCGCACUGGAAAAUUAUUCAGUAGUCGUGUAAAGUUGAACAAUGGAGUGAGCAUUCAUGAAAAAGCCCAACAAGUCCACAAAAUUACAGAAAGAGAUUUAUUGGUCCAUCCACCAAGUUCGCUCAUUAUUGGAGAGUUUUUGGAAUUUCUUGGCGAGGAUACUUCUCUCAAAACAGGAGUUGUUGCUCAUAAUUUGAAAUUUGACAUUCGAAUGAUUAAGCAAGAUAUUGAAAAGUACUGUGGACAUCGUCACGUUCCUAUGGUGUUCCAGGACAGCUCUCGUCAAUUUUGUACCAUGCAAUUCCACAAGAACGCUCGAGGAAAGAAUGCAAGUUAUGAUUUAGACAGUGCAUGUCAUUAUUUUGGAAUUUCGAGAGGGGAACGAGACGAAGCUCAUAGUGCCUUACAAGAUGCUGAGAUUACUGCCCAAUUGUUUUUGAGUCUUAAGGAAUAUGUGGAAUGGGAAAGUAAUGAGGAAUCUGUGCCUAUCAGUUCACAGCAGAUCGAUCAUGACAAUGCAGUUGCUAAAACUGAACCCAAUGAAAUCAGGCUUGCUGGUGCAACAGAGGUAUUUUCACCUUUUUCAGAAAAUUCUAUUGAAAGUCAGUUUGUUGAGGAAGAAAGCAGCAGCAAUAGAGGAAUUUUCAGCUUUUUCAGAAAACUCUUUUGGUAUUAA
This is a messenger RNA of Naegleria lovaniensis, 1155 nucleotides long. RefSeq lists its product as uncharacterized. The transcript has a single exon. NCBI's taxonomy places the organism in Eukaryota, Heterolobosea, Eutetramitea, Acrasida, Naegleriidae. The record is from RefSeq and is a predicted model, not a curated record. The coding region runs from base 1 to 1155 and encodes 384 amino acids. Gene Ontology annotation, molecular function: 3'-5' exonuclease activity; nucleic acid binding.